This is a messenger RNA of Epithele typhae, 705 nucleotides long. RefSeq lists its product as uncharacterized. The record is from RefSeq and is a predicted model, not a curated record. Lineage: Eukaryota; Fungi; Basidiomycota; Agaricomycetes; Polyporales; Epitheliaceae. Bases 1 to 705 code for a protein of 234 amino acids. The transcript is spliced from 4 exons.
AUGCCCGUCGAGCCACGCUAUCCAGACCUGAUCGACGAAGAGGUCAUCGUCAUCCUCCUCGACCUAUACGCCCGCGACUUGUUCAAGUUCGACACCCACGAAUACUUAGCGCGCAUGCUCGACAGGGUGCUCAAGCACCCGCCAUCAAGGAAGGUCAUUUUCGAGAAGCAUACACACAUCAUCCGCCACCCGGUGAUUCUCGACCUUCUGAGGGCCAUGCACGCACCAAAGCCAAAGCCAUCAACCGUCGACGCAAGUAACUUACGGCAGAAGCCAUCGCCACCUGCCCCAGCAUCAAGCUCGAGCAGCCCGCAUCCUUCGCCGUCUCCACCUCGGCAGCCGCCUGCGCGACCGCCCCAUCUGCCCUCUGUCAAGCACACACCCGAAUACCGCCCCGCCCAGGCGGUCCGCACUAUCCCUCCCCCAAUAUCUACACGCUCUGCGCCUCAGCCUCAGCCUCAGCCUCCGGCGCACACGUCCCACUACGAGGCCGUCGCGCAGCCGGUUGCCCGCGGGGGGCAGCAGACUGUCCCCCGCGCGUCGGCCGAUAUCAUGCCCCGCAUAAUUCCGUAUCAGCGCCGCGGCGCACCGGUCCUACGCUACCAUCCGUAUGAGUCUUCGACACGCGCACCGACGCAGAGCGGGUCGACGAGCGCGGCGUUGUCGGACGAGGACGAGAGGGGGAAGUGGGCGUGGCGUGGAUGA